Limulus polyphemus (Atlantic horseshoe crab) is the source of this 1714-nucleotide messenger RNA. The record is from the annotation of a RefSeq genome assembly. Lineage: Eukaryota; Metazoa; Arthropoda; Merostomata; Xiphosura; Limulidae.
UUGUUUUGAUCUGUUUAUGGAUUAUGGGCUUUGUUUUUGUUGUUGAUGUUUGUAAUAUUUUUCUCUUUUUCUUUGUUUUUUAUUUUUUCUGAUUUUGCUGUGUUUGUUGAAUAUUAUUUAUUUUCCAUAAAUGGAUGUCCUGUUGAGUUUAUAAUGGUUUUUGACUGAGUAUCUCUAAUAUUUUUAUCUUUUGUUAUGUUAAUUUCUUCGGUGGUGAUUUUUUAUAGAGAAGAAUAUAUAGAGGGAGAUGAAAAUUUAAAUCGGUUUUGUUAUCUUGUUUUGUUGUUUGUAUUAUCAAUAGGGUUAUUAAUUUUGAGACCGAAUUUGAUUUCAAUUUUGUUAGGCUGAGAUGGGUUGGGAUUAGUAUCGUAUUGUUUGGUGAUUUAUUAUCAAAAUAAUCGGUCUUUAAAUGCAGGAAUAAUUACUGUUUUAUCUAAUCGUAUUGGUGAUGUGGGAAUUUUAAUUGGAAUUGUUUGGAUAUUAAAUUUUGGAAAUUGAAAUUAUUUUUCUUAUGUACUUUUAGAAGAUAUAGGGAGGGAGUUUUAUUGGGUAGGAGGUUGUGUAGUCUUGGCGGCUUUAACCAAAAGAGCACAGAUUCCUUUCUCUGCUUGACUUCCGGCAGCUAUAGCUGCCCCUACUCCAGUUUCCGCUUUAGUUCAUUCUUCAACUUUAGUGACUGCUGGUGUUUAUCUUUUAAUUCGGCUAAGACAAUAUUUUAGAGUGGGAGUGUUUUCUUGUGUUUUAAUGUUUAUUUCUUGUAUAACAAUAUUUAUAUCUGGAUUGGGGGCAAAUUAUGAGAUAGAUAUAAAAAAGGUAAUUGCUUUAUCAACUUUAAGACAAUUAGGAGUAAUAAUAUUAUCAAUUUCUUUUGGGUAUUGAAAGUUAGCUUAUUUUCAUAUGCUUACUCAUGCCUUGUUUAAGGCCCUUCUCUUUCUUUGUGCAGGGUCUGUAAUUCAUAGAAGAGGUGGGGCUCAGGAUUUACGAUAUAUGGGAGGAAUAAUUGAGUUUAGACCUGUGGUUGGAUCUUGUUUUAAUCUUGCUAAUUUAUCUUUGUGUGGAAUUCCUUUUUUGGCUGGUUUUUAUUCUAAGGAUUUAAUUUUGGAAAAUGUAUCUUUUUUUAAUUUUAAUUUUUUUAUUUUUAUUUUUUUUAGAGUUUCUAUUGGGUUGACUGCUUGUUAUUCUUUUCGAUUGUUUUUUUAUAUUAUGGGACGAAAUUUCUUUAUGUUUUUUAGAAAUUUCGGGGAAGGGAGGAUCGUUAGUGUUUCUAUUAUUUUUUUAUCUUUUUGGGCUGUUAUUAUAGGGUCUACUUUAAUGUGGAUUUUGUUUCCUAUUCCUUGCUUUGUGUUUGUUCCAAUUUUUUAUAGGGUUAUAGGGGUUUUAUGUGUAAUUGUGGGAUUAUGAAUAGGAUUAAUUUUGUGAGGAGUUAGUGGAAGAUAUUUAUUUUUAACAGGGAAGAGAGUGAAUCACUUUUUAGGGUUAAUGUGAUUUUUACCUUGAUUAUCUUCAAAUCCUCUUUUAUCUAAAUUAAGAUUAGGGGGUUAUUUUUUGAGAAGUGAUUUAAGGUGAGGAGAGUGAAUAGGACCCCAAGGUGUUUUUGAAGGGAUAGUAAUUGGUUCUAGGAUUUUUCAGUGAUUUCAGGAUAAUAAUUUAAAGAUGUAUUUGGUGUCUUUUGCAAUUUGAGUAAUUAUUUUUACUUUUUUGAUGUUAAUAUUAU